UAGACUUUUCCAUAACUUUGGGGCCUUGUAAGAAAAAGCUCUGCUGUAGGAUCAGCUGAUCGUGACGAAUUGCUCUGAGUGAUCCAACAUGGCGCCCGGCUCCGCCCCCUGCGCGUGUGCGGGCGCGUGAAGGCUGCUGCUGCUCAGUGCGGCGGAGUGAAGCUCUCCUCAACAUGGCGGCGGAGACACUGCGGACGUUACGGGUGUGCCGGCAUCAUCUCGCUCUGCUGCAGAAGUAUUCAAAUCCCCAAAACAGUCAAGUGCUGCUGCAUAAAUACUUCACCACACAGAGGAGUGGGCGGAGUCUGCGGCCCCUGAGGAAGCUGCUGAUUGGUGUGUCAGUGGGCGUUCCCGUUGUGAUGGGCGUGCACUACGCCCUGUCUGAGCCCAGAGACAGGAGGAAGAUCAGAAUAUUAGUGGAGGGCAGCGGGCGUUUCUGUAGGUCUCUGUAUGUCGGGUUUCUGAUUUCAGUGGAUUAUUGGUGGACGUCCAACAUUGUUCUGCGUGGCGUGGAUGAGGACAGGCCGGAGUUCAAGGCCACCAUGUCAGCGUGUCACCAGCGUGCGGCGGACAGCAUAGUAGAAGGAGCUGUGAGGAACGGGGGCGUGUACGUUAAAUUGGGACAGGGCCUCUGCUCAUUUAACCAUCUGCUGCCUCCAGAGUACAUCCACACGCUGCAGAGCCUGGAGGAUAAAGCCCUGAACCGCCGCUACAAAGAGGUAGAUGCCUUAUUCCAAGAGGACUUCAACUCCACACCGGAUGAACUGUUUAAGACGUUUGACUAUGAGCCCGUGGCGGCUGCUAGCUUAGCACAAGUACACAAAGCAGAACUGCAUGAUGGGACGCCCGUGGCCGUGAAGGUGCAGUAUAUUGACCUCAGGGAUCGCUUCGACGGGGACAUCAGGACGCUGGAGGUCCUGCUGGAUAUAGUGCAGUUUAUGCACCCGAGCUUCGGUUUCCGCUGGGUCCUAAAGGACCUGAAGGGAACCUUGGCGCAGGAACUGGAUUUCGAGAACGAGGGCAGGAACUCGGAGCGAUGUGCCAAAGAGCUCAAACACUUUAAAUUCAUCGUCGUACCCAAAGUGUUCUGGGAGCUAAGCAGCAAGCGUGUGCUCACGGCCGAGUUCUGUGAAGGCUGCAAAAUCAACAACAUCGAGGAGAUCAAGAGGCAGGGCCUGAGUUUAAAAGACACAGCGGAUAAGUUCAUAAGGACUUUCGCAGAGCAGAUAUUUUACACCGGCUUUAUACACGCAGACCCACAUCCUGGAAAUGUGCUGGUGAGAAGAGGUCCUGAUAAAAAAGCAGAACUUGUUCUCCUAGAUCAUGGCCUCUAUGAACACCUCAGCAAAAGGGAUCGAGCCGCUCUGUGCCAGCUGUGGCGCUCCAUCAUCCUCCGAGAUGAAGCCGCCAUGAUGAGACACUCCAAAGAGCUAGGGGUUAAAGAUUACUUCCUGUUCUGCGAGAUCCUCCUCCAGCGUCCGAUCAACAUGCGGGAGCUGAGUCUGGGGAACAUCCUGAGCCGAGAGGAGACGUCCUACAUGCGGGACAUGGCCACUGAGCGCUUCGACCGCAUCAUGGAGGUGCUGAAGGCUCUGCCCCGGCCCAUGCUGCUCGUCUUCCGCAACAUCAACACUGUGAGGAGCAUUAAUGUGGCGCUGGGGGCUCCUGUAGACCGCUACGCCCUCAUGGCCAAGAGUGCUGUGCGAGGUUGGGGUAAAGCCAGAGCAGACGAGUCGAGGGUUCUUCCCCAGGUCAUUGUACUGCGCUGGAUUUGGAGUUUCUGGGAAGAUGUGAAGUUUAAAUUAGCAUUAAGGUCAGAGAUGAUGAUGAUGAGUGUGACUCGCUGUGUGCUGCAGCUCCUGUCUUACUGUGGGUUCAUCUCACUCGAUCAGGAGGUUUAUCAGUACCUCAAAUAACCAAAGACUUCAGAAACUCAGCUUUACUCUGUUAUUCUUUUCCACCUUCUCUCGUCUUCUUAAAUGGAGCUUUAUCACGUUCAUUUUUCAUUUCUCUCAUGUAUUUUACUUUUUUAUUUUAAAAAGAAGGCACUACCCUGCAGUCACACUGUAUGGAUAGUUUCUGUGUGGACCAGCAAUGUGACAAUAUAAACCAGAAUGUUUGAGAAACUGAUGCAGUCUUUAUAAUGUUAAUAUCUUAACCCUUUAAACUAAUAAUCAAAUUAAUUAAUAUAGCACUUUAAACAGUAGUAAUUGUCACAAAGUAGCUUUGUGUCAGAAGAAAUAUGGGAAAUCAGUAUGAAUUGUGUGAGAAAAUAUGCAUAAAUCAGAAUCAUCAGGUUCUAGUUGUAACUAAUUUUCAUUGAAAGAGACAUAAUUAAUGACCCGUGUGCCAGAAAUAUUCUGCAAAACAUUAUCGGUUAAUACAUUAAUUGUAAAUCAGUUUAGUCAUAAUCCUAGUUAAGAACUUAUCAGUAGCAUUCCUGUUUUUGCAGAAAAAGAUAACGAUAUGUCUCGAGGAGGACAAAGGGGAACCUGUCCUCGUCUGGGUGACACUAGAUAUAUUCACCAGUCAGUGCUGAGUGUGAUAAAGGAAACGUGAUUGUGAGCAUUGUUGGAGCUUUAAUGUUAAAUUAUGAACCGUUCAGUGCUUAAAUCACACACACACAGGAUCGACUUUCAACUAAAUAUAUAUGACUUCUGUUUAUAACUGGCUACAGCAGGGGGUGAAUACUUACGCACAUGUAAAUCAUCCUUACGGAAUUGCAUUACCUUGUAUUAUUUAUCGUUUGACUAUAAAUGCCAAUUUUUUAUAAACUAUAAAAUUUUCGUAAAUCAUCUGUAAUUGCUGUCAUUUGAUUUCAGGAUCUUUUUUUUUUUUUUUUUACAAUAUCUGUCCAAAAAUCUUUUAAUUCUGAUAAUUUUGUUGGCAUAUCAAGAUGAAACGUGAACCGCGUUUCUCUGCCUUAAUUCCUUUUGAUUUUUCUUU
This is a messenger RNA of Clarias gariepinus (North African catfish), 2946 nucleotides long. It is a transcript of the gene adck5, whose product is annotated as aarF domain containing kinase 5. Lineage: Eukaryota; Metazoa; Chordata; Actinopteri; Siluriformes; Clariidae. Bases 174 to 1916 code for a protein of 580 amino acids. The record is from RefSeq and is a predicted model, not a curated record. The transcript is spliced from 15 exons.